UUAAAAUAUUUUAGAAUCUAAAUUUAUCACUCUCUCAAUUAAAAGAUGUCAUUGAUUCCGAUGUAGGAGAAUGGACACACGAUUGAUCGACUUGAAAAAAAACAAGGCAAAAAAAUAACACCGCCUAUUAUCCUUUUUUGAAAGACCACCGCCUAUUAUCUCACUCCCAAUUCCCGCCAAUUAUCUCAUUCCUCCCUAAUACCUCUGAUAUCUUCGCCGGCCGUGGAUGAGCUCUCUUGAUCUUGGCUGAGCUCUUCCGAACCUGAUUUCUUUUUCUGCUUCCGUCUCUCUUUUAUCUGCCCUAAAACCAGGGCAUCAUCCAACAUUUCGCAGAACUUUCGAUCUCGCUGCCAUCUGAAUUCGCGAUAAUUUAGAUGAAUUCGCCACAAUACGGCUCCUCUAGCAUUGAGGAAUUUGGCCGAUUUCUUGAGGGAGACCUGCAUGGUUCAUCGGAGUCCGAAGAUGAUACUGAAAAGCAAAAAGCGGAAGCGUCGUCGAAGGAGGCGUGUACUCACCCUGGUUCCUUUCAAGAUAUGUGUUAUGUGUGCGGGCUUCCCGUAAACGAGAAAGAUUUUGGGUACGAAGACAAGGGAUUGAUGCUUAAAAAUGAGGAACUUGAGAGAGUGAAGAAAUUAGGCAUUAAGAAAUUGCUGCACCGCAAGAAGCUUCACUUACUAGUUGAUCUAGAUCACACACUCCUUCAUUCCGCCGAUUCAGGAGAGGACUGCUUGCAGAGCCAAACAGAUGGUCCCCAAGAUGAAUGCAAAGCGUUGAGGCCCUCUGUUAGGUCCUUCUUAAGGGAUGCCAGCUACAUGUACGAGAUGUACAUGUACACAGAUGGUGAACGAUCGGAUGCGCUCGAAAAGGCUAAUUUACUUGAUCCGUCAAAGGAGCAUUUCGGUGAUAGGGUGAUCUCACGUGACGAUGGUGCCCAAAAACAUCAAGAAGGCCUAGAUAUUGUGCUUGGACACGAUAAUGCAGCUGUGAUCCUUGCCAAUACAGAGAAUGGAUGGACAAAUCAUUGGCAAAAUUUGAUACUGGUUGAAAGGUACGGGCCUGAUGAAACCAAGUCCGAGGGAGCUCUCGCAACGGUUCUAGAAGCUCUCAAGGAAAUUCACAGAAUGUUUUUUCAUGAACCGGAGGGCGAUGUGAAAAUGGUUAUCAAAACAUUGAAAGCCGAGGUGUUGAAGGGGCAACACCAGAUCGUCUUCAAAGAGUUUUUUACUUCAGAAGUUCCCCAGGCUUGGAAGGUGACAGAAAAUCUGGGAUCGUGCUAUGGUGUACGGAGGAGAUCAGUACGUUUCGUGCUCGAUCUUUUCAGCCUACUGACAAGAUCGUCUGCAGAUGAAGAUAUCAGAAGCGUUAUCUCCUGGGGAGGAGAUAACGCUUCGUUCAUUAUUCAUAACUUCCCCAACUUGCACAAGCUUGUGCAAAAGUUGCAUGGACGAAAUCGAACUCAAUGGCUGAAGGAUUUGAAUGACUAUGGGUUUUACCGGGAGCAGAAAAGAACUUUUAGGCACAGACAAGGGCUACUCCAAAGGGAGCGGCCGGAUUUGAUUCCAGAGAUUCGUUACUGCGGUCAGCCAGGGAAGAAGAGGGUGACGGCAUAGAGGUCGAAUUGUUUGAGUUUCGGUAUCUGUUUGAUGUUUCUAGGUUGGUUCAGGUUCCGUAUAAAACUAUUGUUCUGUAAUUUCAUGCUAGCCUCGGUGCACUCUCCGGAUCAGUUGCUUAGACAGUCUCUGAUUAGCCACAUGACACGUGGGGAUACCUUUUUUGCUGUACAUAAUCUGAAUAUCAAUCACUACUACAAACCUGCUUUUACACAUAA
Molecule: messenger RNA, 1828 nt
Organism: Pyrus x bretschneideri (Chinese white pear)
Lineage: Eukaryota; Viridiplantae; Streptophyta; Magnoliopsida; Rosales; Rosaceae
Product: RNA polymerase II C-terminal domain phosphatase-like 4
Exons: 10
Coding region: 375-1610 (411 amino acids)
Biological process (GO): regulation of DNA-templated transcription
Molecular function (GO): RNA polymerase II CTD heptapeptide repeat phosphatase activity; DNA-binding transcription factor activity; sequence-specific DNA binding
Source: RefSeq, a predicted model, not a curated record